Molecule: messenger RNA, 1005 nt
Organism: Fusarium keratoplasticum
Lineage: Eukaryota; Fungi; Ascomycota; Sordariomycetes; Hypocreales; Nectriaceae
Product: Porphobilinogen deaminase
Exons: 1
Coding region: 1-1005 (334 amino acids)
Biological process (GO): heme biosynthetic process
Cellular component (GO): cytoplasm
Molecular function (GO): hydroxymethylbilane synthase activity
Source: RefSeq, a predicted model, not a curated record
AUGUCCGAGUCCGCCCCCAAGAACGUCAUCAACGUCGGCACGCGCAAGUCGCCCCUCGCAUUGGCUCAGACAAACAUCGUCGUCGACGCCCUCAAGGCCCAGUUCCCCGAUCAUGAAUUCCCCAUCCACGGCAUGACCACGACCGGCGAUCGAGAUCAGAACACGGCUCUGUACAACUUUGGAGGCAAGGGAUUGUGGACGUCGCAGCUUGAGGAGAGACUCGUCAACAAGGAGCUUGACCUUGUGGUUCACUCGCUCAAGGACAUGCCGACGGCCUUGCCCGAGGGCUGCGUUCUCGGAUGUGUGACGUCCCGCGAGGACCCGAGGGACACACUGGUGAUCAAGAAGAGUCUGCAGGAGAAGCACGGCUGGAAGACGCUGGCUGAUCUGCCGGCUGGCAGCAUCAUCGGCACCAGCAGCGUGCGUCGCAUCGCUCAGCUGGUCCGACGGUACCCCACGCUCAAGUUCAAGGACCACAGAGGCAACAUCCAGACCCGGUUGCAGAAGCUCGAGGACGACCCGGAACUGACUGGCAUCAUUCUUGCCGCCGCAGGUCUCCAGCGCAUGGAUCUCGGCCACCACAUCUCUCAAUUCCUUGAGUCCGACACGGGAGGCAUCCUGCACGCCGUCGGCCAAGGUGCUCUGGGAGUCGAGUGCCGGGCGGACGACGAAAAGGUGCUCAAGUUCCUCAAGACGAUCGAGAACGAGCAAACUAUGCUGGCGUGCGAGGCGGAGCGCGCCGUCAUGAGGGCGCUCGAGGGCGGGUGCAGCGUUCCCAUCGGAGUCGAGACCAAGUGGGUGGACGGCAAGCUACGGCUCAGAGCUACCGUCGUCUCUCUGCGGGGCGACGAGGGUGUCGACUCUGAGAUGACGGAGGAGAUCAAGACACAAGAGGAGGCCGACACUUUUGGCAAGAAGGUGGCCAAGGAUCUCGUGGACCGAGGAGCUAGCAAGAUCCUUGAUGCCAUCAACGAGAAGAGGCAAGUGCCUGAGACGGUCAAGUAG